UGAUUAGGUGGAAACGGGCAAAAGAGGGACAUCAGGUCACUGAGCUCCCCAGGUGCUCGGCCUCCCGCCCCCGACUUCAUUUGGUGACAAACCAGAAACUGAAACUUAGUCUGAGGAUUCCCAGUUUAGAGUCAGAGAUGAGUCACUGCUAAGAGCAACUGCAGUAGCUGAGAAGUGGCACAAGAGAGGCAGGCGUGAGCUGAGGGCACGGGAAGCAAGCAGCGCAUCUGAGGGUCCCGUGGAGCAUGGCGAGGGGUUUUGAGGCGGUGGCCAUGGACUGCGAGAUGGUGGGGCUGGGUCCCAGCCGGGAGAGCGGCCUGGCUCGCUGCAGCCUCGUGGAUGCCCGCGGUGCUGUGAUCUAUGACAAGUUCAUCCGGCCUGAGGGCGAGAUCACCGACUACAGAACCCUGGUCAGCGGGGUCAGGCCUCAGCACAUGGAGGGGGCCACGCCUUUUGCCGUGGCCAGGCUGGAGAUCCUACAGCUCCUGAAAGGCAAGCUGGUGGUGGGCCACGACCUGAAGCACGACUUCAAGGCACUGAAAGAGGACAUGAGCAGGUACAGCAUCUAUGACACAUCCACGGACAUGCUGCUGAGGCGCCAGGCCAACCUGGGCCAUUGCAGGCGAGUCUCCCUCCGGGUGCUGAGUGAGCGCCUCCUCAAGAGGUGCAUCCAGGUCCCAGACCAGGAAGCAGAGGCAGAUGUUACUGUGGACCCAAACAUGGAUGCAGACAUUGACACAGCUGUGGCCCCAGCAAUGGACAAAGCUAUGGAACCAACUAUGGACCCAGCUGUGGACUCAGCCAUGACCCAGCUGUGGACCCAGCUGUGGACUCAGCCAUGACCCAGCUAUGGACCCAGCCAUGACCUAGCUGUGGACUCAGCUAUGACCCAGCUAUGGACCCAGCUGUGGGCCCAGCCAUGACCUUGCUGUGGACUCAGCCAUGACCCAGCUGUGGACCCAGCUGUGGACUCAGCCAUGGCCCAGCUAUGGACCCAGCUGUGGGCCCAGCCAUGACCUUGCUGUGGACUCAGCCAUGACCCAGCUGUGGACCCAGCAGUGGACUCAGCCAUGACCCAGCUGUGGACCCAGCCAUGACCCAGCUGUGGACCCUGGAUCUGCCUCUCUUUUACUUGGGGCUUCUGUUUCUUCUUCCAUUGUUUAGGGUCAGCCCUUUCACCUCCCAGUUGAGAGGUCUUUGAGCUGAUUAAAGGACAAAUGAGCUACCCAAACACUACGGGAGAAUUAUGGCUGCUGAGCUGGGCUCUUCAGAAGUGGAAAGUCAAGAAUGCAUAAGAGCAAGGAAGUCUGGGAGGCUUCGGACUUUGGAGCCACAUGUAAGCAAUUUGUGUUUUUAAAAAGAAUCACUGGAGAGUUUUACAACUGGUAAGUGAAUAAGGAAACACAUUGAUGAAAGAGAAAUACGUUUACAGCCAAGCAAAGACUGGGGAGAGGGUGGGUCUGUCUAAUCAGGAAGGAUUUAACCAAUAAACCCAGCAGGCCAAGAGGAAAACGAGCAUGAUGGGCAGUACAGAAGUGAGGGAGGUCAGUUUACACCUGAAAGGCUAGACCUGCAAGUCUGGCACAAUCUAGAGACACAGGGAAGAGGAGGGACUGGGGGGAGCCAGAGGUCUCUGCCACCAUCUGCCCUCACUCUGUAGAUAAUGAAACUGGCUGGCCGAGUGGAGAGGUGUCCUCCUAGGGAUAGCAUGGUAAGUUUGCAGCAGACCUGGGAUGGACGUGGUGUAAUCCCUGCCCCAAGGAUGCUGCUCCCACAAUUGUAACAAGCACAGGAGAGCAGUGGAAAGACAGUGGCCUGGAAGCCAGGACGCCUAGGUCCUAUCCUUGAGUCUGGAGGCCCUGGUGGUUCAGUGGUAGAACUCUCCCCUUCCAUACAGAAGGCCUGGAGCAACUCCCGGCCAGUGCACCUCAAACGAAGCCACCACCUGACUGCCUGUCAGUGGAGGCCUGCAUGUUGCUACGAUGCUCAACAGGUUUCAGCAGAGCUUCCAGACUAAGACAGGUUAGGAAGAAAGGCCUGGUCAUCUGCUUCCAAAAGCCAGCCAGUAAAAACCCGAUGGCUCACAACAGUUUAAUCCACAACCAACCACAGGAAUGGUGCUGGACUGAGUAGUGUUUCGUUCCGUUUUGCAUGGGGUUGCCAUGAGUUGAGGGUGGACAAAGCAAGCAAAUCCUUGACUCUGCUACUCAUGGGAUGACUCCGGAUGAGUCACGUCAGCUCUGUGGGGUCCAGAUGCACCUUCUGUAACACAGGAGAGCCGGACUAAGCGGGGCCUUUUAAACUUUCUUUCGAGCUCUAAAGCAAGGGGGCAGGGCACUGAGAGCUCUGGCCUUGGAGCUAUGGCAAAGGACCUUUUUAUCCCCACUAGCAGGAAAGGAUGGCGCAGCCACCUUCGUGACCCACACGGGCUUGGACAGCAAACUCCUCGGGGUGAUUGUGAUGAGCCCGUCUCUCAGAUAGUUUUCCUAAAGCAGAGAGGAUAUUCUGAGAUGGAAUUUCUCAUCAUCCUGGGAACCGAGGUCUCGAGAUGACGUUCAAUUUUAUUUAGAAAAUAUAAAAAUAUGAGAUUCCUUGCACCUGGACUUAUGGAAUAAAAUGAACACUUUCUUCCUGAGAUUUGGCUGCCAUGGGGACUUCCUCCAUGAGCCCUCCCCAUCCACCUACCUCUCCAACCCCAAUUUUUAUGUGAAAAUGAAAAAUUAAAAAUUUCUAUUGGUAACAAAAUCUAUUAUUUAUCUCACUUAGUGUGAAUGUUCAAAUGUUCAGUUGUG
Loxodonta africana (African savanna elephant) is the source of this 2792-nucleotide messenger RNA. RefSeq names its product interferon stimulated exonuclease gene 20 (gene ISG20). Gene Ontology annotation, molecular function: nucleic acid binding; exonuclease activity. NCBI's taxonomy places the organism in Eukaryota, Metazoa, Chordata, Mammalia, Proboscidea, Elephantidae. Gene Ontology annotation, biological process: RNA catabolic process; DNA catabolic process; negative regulation of viral genome replication. Gene Ontology annotation, cellular component: nucleus. The record is from RefSeq and is a predicted model, not a curated record. Bases 246 to 842 code for a protein of 198 amino acids. The transcript is spliced from 4 exons.